GAAGGAAUGGAAGAUUCGGGGAACAGCGAAAGAGCAAGACCUUUACCCUUGAGUCGUAAGGUGGACUCGGAAUCAUAUUGGCAGGUGAGGGUACAACCCCUGUCACGCUUCAAGUAUUCACGUAUCCUCAAACCGUCCCUCCACGAACGAUCUAUCAUCACUUAUAUCAAUGCCUAAACCCCUUCCUGCUGGCAACUGGCUGGGCUACAGCCUCAACAUGACAACUGCUUCCCCUGUAGACAUGCAAUCGGUCAUGAACGCAGUUCUUAAGGGCCGCCGAAUUCUCAAGCAGAAGGAACCGCAGACGCACGUCGUCGAGCAUGGCGGGGUUGAAUAUACGGCGGACGCGUGCAUUGUACUCAGUGACUACGGUAGAACCACCAAGAACUUUAUCUCCUUCAAAUCGGGCACCGAAGCAUACAGUCAAUUCGCGGUAGAUGCGUCCAUGUCAGCUCGCUAUCUCGCCGUAAGCGCGGGUGCUUCUGCAUCCUAUUCCCUCGAAAAGACCUUCAAGCACCAGGAUCAAUGGGCGUUCUACAACCUCACCGCCGAUACAUAUAUGGCUGAAAUGAUAGAGUAUGCUGAUCUACUUAAUGGGGCUAAGCUCCAGGAGCGGCUGGAUUCAAUGCCUGCGUUCAACGGGGGGAAUCAGGAAAUUGUCCAGGAAUGGAAGGAUUUCUUUGCCUCGUUCGGCUCACACGUCAUCGUGAAGGCUAGCUACGGAGCCAUGUUUCAGUUGAGCGUUUGGGCUUCGAACACCGAGCAAAGCGUCAACGAGAAGUUCUCCACCAAUAUCACUGCCAAGUACGAGGGUAUCACGUUUGGUGGGCAAUUCGAUGCCUCGGUGAAGAACGAGACACAAUACAAGACGUUCUCCGAAUUUAUGCAGGAGACGGUCUCCAUCGUCGGGGGCAACCCCCAACUGAACAGGGCUGUCGCGGACAAAGCCACUGACUAUGAACAAUACAAGAAAUGGCUUGGCACUAUCGAUGAAGAUUCAGCCCUGUCAUCUUUCACCACUGUUGAGCUUUGGAUUUUGAUGAAGGAUGCGAGUACGGAACCACUGAGGAAGUUCUCCAACAUGGUCCACAACGCAUAUAACUACAUCACCACGCACCCCCAGCUCUACGAGACUGAGGUCAUACUCGAUAUUGAGAGUGACUGGGCCGAGUUCAGUUUGCUGUCGCCUAGUGCUACCAUCGCCAAGCAUCGCACCAUUGCUUUGCCCGCAUACACCGAUUUCACGUCCAUGACACGCAUCAUGUGGGGAAAAGAGCACAGUCACAAAUACCAAAGACAAAAACUUUAUUUCUAUGUUGUCAAUGAUGGCUCCCCAAUCGAUUUUUCUGUCUCACAUGGGUCGAGUGGUGGCUCGAGUGGCAAAGGGCGGGCAACCGUCAUCAUAAAUGAGCAUUAUGUUGCCGAUAAAAUAACUGAUAACAACUGGAACACCCAAAAGUUCUACCAGAAACCGGUAACCCGCAAGGCUCGCGAUGGUGGUAUCGUGAGAUCCGACAAACCGCGCUCCUGGAAUGACGUGCUCGAUGAAUACCUCAAAGAGAGAGGUGAACAGGUCCCCACAGUCGCAUCUGCUGAAUCGGCAGUAGAAGGCAACGAAACGUGAAUUGUGGUCCUUCAUACCCUGUCGUUGUCGUUACUCGUUGUAAUGGUUUUCUCCCCUGACUGUAAGCUUGCGAAACGUGUUCUUCUGUACUACAAUUAUGUACGUCUCACAAAUCAAUAACUCUGUCCUCCAUGGUCCCGAGUCC
Suillus clintonianus is the source of this 1769-nucleotide messenger RNA. Its product is annotated as MAC/Perforin domain-containing protein. The record is from RefSeq and is a predicted model, not a curated record. Lineage: Eukaryota; Fungi; Basidiomycota; Agaricomycetes; Boletales; Suillaceae. The transcript has 10 exons. The coding region runs from base 170 to 1624 and encodes 484 amino acids.